AGGGAUCAGGAUGGCAUGCGGAGCGGAGGCGGGAUGGAAAGUUCAGUCCCAGGAAGGGUACCCGGGGCUGGGGUGAGGGAGCGCCCAGGCCCGGAACCCAGGCUCACCUGACCGGUACCGCGCAGCCUCCAACUGACGCUCCAUACACGCGGGCGCAUUGGGGGGAAGGUUCCACUCCCGGGCCGCCGGGGGCACUAGGGAGGGAGGGGUCUCCUUCCGCAUCUCCACGGUUCCAACUCCAACUUCGACCUAAACUGGACGCCCGCCGGAGAUUCAGCUCCACCAGCCCCCACGUGGUCCACCUCUGGGCCUCCGCCCCUCUGGACCGGCUACCGCCUCUCUACAUCUCGCGAGAACUGCUUCAACGAUUCCAUUCCACUUAUCAGUGGCCACCCACCUGUAAAGGGCUCUCUGGGCGCUGUACCUCUUAUCGCGAGAAAAAAAUUCAAACGGAAGUUGAUGUAGGAGAGCAGGACUUCUCUUCUCGCGAUACUUGCGAGCCUCCAUCUUGCUUCUGCCCCCGACAGGUUCUCCUGUCCGGGUCACUGGGACGCCAAGACCGUUCUGUGGACGCCAGUUGACAAUGCUGUCCCGGGUGGUACUUUCUGCCGCCGCCGCAGCAGCCCCCUCCCUGAAGAACGCAGCCCUCCUCGGUCCGGGGGUACUGCAGGCAACAAGGAUCUUUCACACAGGGCAGCCAAGCCUUGCCCCUGUACCACCUCUUCCUGAACAUGGAGGAAAAGUUCGUUUGGGGCUGAUCCCUGAGGAAUUCUUCCAGUUCCUUUAUCCUAAAACUGGAGUGACAGGACCCUAUGUGCUUGGAACUGGGCUUAUCUUAUAUUUACUUUCCAAAGAGAUAUAUGUGAUAACUGCAGAGACCUUCUCCGCCAUAUCAACAAUAGGUGUACUUGUCUAUAUAGUUAAAAAAUAUGGUGCCUCUAUUGGGGCAUUUGCUGAUAAACUCAAUGAGCAAAAAAUUGCCCAACUGGAAGAAGUGAAACAGGCUUCCAUCAAACAAAUCCAGGAUGCAAUUGAUCUGGAGAAAUCACAGCAGGCACUGGUUCAAAAGCGCCAUUACCUUUUUGAUGUCCAGAGGAAUAACAUUGCUAUGGCCUUGGAGGUUACUUACCGGGAACGGCUGCAUAGAGUGUACAAGGAGAUAAAGAAUCGCCUGGACUAUCACAUCUCUGUACAGAAUAUGAUGCGUCAGAAGGAACAAGAGCACAUGAUAAGAUGGGUGGAGAAGCACGUGGUGCAGAGCAUCUCUGCACAGCAGGAGAAGGAGACAAUUGCCAAGUGCAUUGCAGAUCUAAAGCUGCUCGCAAAGAAGGCUCAAGCACAGCCAGUUCUGUAAUUGCAUCCAGCCCAGUUGAGAUAGCUAGAAACAUUUGACUGACUAAAUGGAAACUAGUCUGUGAGACAAAAUCUUUCUGUAUUGCUAUCUACUGAAGUUAAGUUUAUCUUUCUAAAAGAAAAAAAAUGAAGUUUUUGUUUCAUAUAAUGAGAGAAUUAAAACAGUCUAUUGGCCAGUAAGAUGUUUUUCUCAUCCUUCUUGCUCUGCAUUUUGAAUUGUUCCAUGAACACUUUUGAAUAAGCAGUUUGCAUUUAAUACAAUCUGGUACCUGGCUAAAGAGUUAUCAGGAUAUAGUUUAAAUUUGUAAUUAAUUCAACCAUCUAACAAUAAAGUGACAGUUAAAACAAG
Sus scrofa (pig) is the source of this 1702-nucleotide messenger RNA. RefSeq names its product ATP synthase peripheral stalk-membrane subunit b (gene ATP5PB). Gene Ontology annotation, molecular function: proton-transporting ATP synthase activity, rotational mechanism. NCBI's taxonomy places the organism in Eukaryota, Metazoa, Chordata, Mammalia, Artiodactyla, Suidae. The record is from RefSeq and is a predicted model, not a curated record. Gene Ontology annotation, biological process: proton motive force-driven ATP synthesis.